Messenger RNA from Hippocampus comes (tiger tail seahorse), 3072 nucleotides. Its product is annotated as procollagen galactosyltransferase 1-like. The transcript is spliced from 12 exons. The coding region runs from base 118 to 1947 and encodes 609 amino acids. The record is from RefSeq and is a predicted model, not a curated record. NCBI's taxonomy places the organism in Eukaryota, Metazoa, Chordata, Actinopteri, Syngnathiformes, Syngnathidae. Gene Ontology annotation, molecular function: procollagen galactosyltransferase activity.
UAACUCCUCCGCCAUGUCGCCACUAUCGGCAUAACACAAGAGCGGGACGCACCUAACUUCUGCACGCCGGUCUCCCCAUCUGUCGGCCGCAACACCUUAAACGCUUCUCCCCUUGCCAUGCCCCGCAUCGCCUCGCUGUUAUCCGCCCUGCUGUUCGUCCACUUUUCGGGCCUGAGCCGGGGCUACUUCCCCGAGGAGCGCUGGAGCCCCGAGUCCCCUCUGCUCGCCCCACGGGUGGUUGUCGCGCUCAUCUGCCGCAACUCUGAGCACUCUUUGCCGCUCUUCCUCGGAGCCUUGGAGCGCCUUCGCUACCCGAAGGACCGCAUUGCUUUGUGGGUGGCGACCGAUCACAACAUAGAUAACACCACCGCCCUCCUUCGAGACUGGCUCAUCAAGGUGCAGAAUGACUAUCACUAUGUGGAGUGGCGACCAGAUGAUGGAUCCAGUGCCUUUGAGGACGAGGUGGGCCCCAAACACUGGAAUAAUCUUCAUUAUGAACACGUAAUGAAGCUUCGUCAGGGGGCAUUGGACACAGCCCGUGAAAUCUGGGCUGACUACCUCCUGAUGGCCGACUGUGACAACUUGCUCACCAACCCAGAUGUAUUGUGGAAACUGAUGAAAGAAAACAAGACCAUUGUCGCCCCAAUGUUGGAGUCCAGAGCUGCAUACUCCAACUUCUGGUGCGGCAUGACCUCACAGGGCUACUACAAGCGAACGCCAGCCUACAUACCCAUCAGAAAGCAGGAGCGUCUUGGGUGUUUUGCCGUACCGAUGGUCCACUCGACGUACCUGGUGGACUUACGGAAGCAAGCCUCUCGUCAAUUGGCGUUUUACCCGCCACACCCGGAGUACAGCUGGGCCCUCGAUGAUGUCAUCGUCUUUGCCUACUCCGCUCGCAUGGCAGACGUUCAGAUGUACGUGUGCAACAAAGAAACCUACGGAUACUUUCCUCUGCCUAUGCGCUCCCACGCUACUUUGUUGGAUGAAGCAGAGAGCUUCUUGCACACUCAUCUUGAGAUCAUGGUGAAAAAUCCUCCACUGGAACAUUCCAGCUUCCUCACCCUUCCUCCCAAACAGCCGAGCAAGAUUGGCUUUGAUGAGGUGUUUAUGAUAAAUCUGGUGCGGAGAGCUGACCGGCGGGAGCGCAUGCUCAGAACUUUGUACGAAAUGGAGCUCAGCUGUAAAAUUAUUGCUGCUGUGGAUGGCAAGGCUCUGAACAAGAGUGACAUUGAGUCCAUGGGGAUUAAUAUGCUGCCCGGGUACAAAGACCCAUAUCACGGUCGACCUCUCACCAAGGGUGAACUGGGUUGUUUCCUCUCUCAUUACAACAUCUGGAAGGAGAUCGUGGAUCGAGGCCUGCACACUUCCUUGGUCAUUGAGGACGACCUGCGCUUUGAGGUGUUCUUCAAACGCCGUCUGCAGGCGUUGCUGCAGGAGGUGACGGCACACAAGCUUGACUGGGACCUCAUUUACAUUGGACGGAAGCGAAUGCAGGUGGAUCAUCCAGAGAAGUCGGUACCAAAUGUUCACAAUCUGGUGGAGGCUGACUACUCAUACUGGACUUUGGGCUACAUGCUGUCCUUGCAAGGAGCCCAAAAGCUCCUCAAGGCUGAGCCUCUGAAAAAGAUGCUUCCUGUUGAUGAGUUCCUUCCUAUCAUGUUUGACAAACAUCCUGUUUUAGACUACAUGGAGCACUUUGAGGAUCGGAACCUCCGUGCGUUCUCUGCGGAGCCGCUUCUGGUGUAUCCGACCCAUUACACGGGAGACUCGGGCUACAUCAGUGACACGGAGACCUCAGUUGUCUGGAACAAUGAAACAACUAAGACCGACUGGGACAGAGCCAAGUCCAGGAAAACGCAGGAGCAGGUGGAACUCAGUCUCGAAGCACAGAACUCUGAUGUGCUACAGUCUGAACUGGAGAACUGGAGUGCGCGGGAUGAAUUAUGAUGCCAUCGGAGAGCACUCUGUUGCACACACUGAGCAGGUUGGCAUACUUUCCAGCAGAACAUAUCUGCGAUAGUGGGGAGGAUUGUAGAAAAGACUAGCUUGAUGGACACAGAUCCAGUGAGACUUCCACCAUCACUCGAUCUUUCUCUUAAAGGAGGAGGUUCGAGUUACAUUUGAACCAACUCUUGAAGAGUCACUUCAAAUCGGUGUAUCUUUCGUUCUUUCCGUUUUCAAUUAGCAAUCCAAAGUUAAAAGAAUGAAAAAGGGACUUAUUGUUUUAUUUGUUUCUUUUAAUCCAACACAAAAAUUAAGUGAAAGAUGUCAUAUACGUUUCAUCACCGAAACACCCAUCUUUCAAAUAUUUGUUUCUCUGGAACUGAGUGAAGAUUACACUGAAAUGGGUAACAAUAACGUCAUCCUCUAAAUCUGUAGUAUGUUUUGAGUUUUAAUUUGAAACCGGAGUUGGGACAAAAAAGAUUCCAUAUUCUCGGGUUUGGCGGUUAUUUCCUUAAUUUUGGGGGGCAGGGGAUUAGCCAAUCUGCUCCACCAAUCUCAUCUCCCGCUGUAGAGGUGUGAAAAAGCCAGCCACUGUCCUUUUUUGCAUGAUGUGAGAUGACUGAUAGACUUUUCAUUUUUAUUUGAAAUGACUUCAUGUGCAGUAUAAAACAACCCGUUUGUAUUGUUUCACAACUAUUGUCUCUGGUUUACAUUAAAACAAGAUUGAAACAUUGAAGGCGUAUGCUGUUGGGUUUGAAAAAAAAAAAUCAGGUUUUCUGAAAAUCGGGGAUCGGUGAUCGGCCAAAAACUUGUGAUCGGUACAGCCCAACUCUUGAUUGAUGUCGAUCAAUUCAAGUUGUCUCCAGCAUGUUUGUUCGGAGUUUCCACUAUCACAACCAGGUGUUGUUUUCCUCUGCUGUGAUGGGUUCAAAGACCAAUGACUGUAAAAUGAUCAUGUAACGUAGCAGAACAAAAUGCAUGUAUGAUAUCAAAUAGAUUGACACCUGGUGCUCAAUUUGACAGCUCAGUUGCUUUAUUUAUUAUCCACGUAUAACAUUACUUCAAGUUCUUUUGUCACUAGUGAAUGUAUGUACUGUAUGUCCUUUUGUAUUAAAUAUCUAACACAAC